Molecule: messenger RNA, 1349 nt
Organism: Echinostoma caproni
Lineage: Eukaryota; Metazoa; Platyhelminthes; Trematoda; Plagiorchiida; Echinostomatidae
Source: the annotation of a GenBank genome assembly
UGCAUGACGGUGGAUUCUACAAACGCAUAUUGGCUGACGGGAAAUCUUUCGAUUUUUCACCGGCCAAUUGGUUAUAUUUGUCCAAUGGUGCUUUGUUCUCCGAUCUUCCUUUCGUGCGAAUGCGAGACGAACGGCAACAAACCGAGCUAGAAGUUGAAUGGGAACUGUUUGUCGCCUCGCGUCAUUUCGAUCCGAUUCGCUUGUUGAGUCUGAUCUGUUCGUGGGAAGCACGUUUGAGCAUGGCACUAUUGACCCAAGAUACAUUCACAUCUCCCACCGAUCCGGAUGAUCUGGACUCCGCAGUCCGUGUGAUGGCCUCGCUGUUCCGUGUGUGUUCACGAAUUCCUGGACUGGAAAUGUUUCACACAAACGUGAUCACUUCACUCCAGACAGCAAUCUGGCUCCGUUUUAAACAGUUGGUUGAUUGGCAUGCAAAUGAAGACGAUGCUCUCUCCUCAGGUGCUCUGACAGGCACGGAGAACCCGGUGGAGUUUCUCGACCAAUAUAGACCACGUACACGAGCAUUCUGGUCCCAUCUCAUAUCUGGAGGCCGAUUGUCCUGUGGAUGUGAUUUGCCUCAACCCCCUUCGCUGGAUCCGGCUGCUCCACUCGGCUGUUGUACCGCGUCCUCAUCCACCGUAGACACGGCGCAGGAACACGUCAACUCAGCGUUGGCCGCUCGGAAAAAAGCGGCAUACGACCGGUGGCACGAGGAAUUGCAUCGAGGCAGCCCAACGUGGUAUUUGCUUCGCAGCGGGUGCCACACUUUGUCUUGGCAUGAAUUUGCUUGCGAUCUCAUACAGCUGGGUGUAACCGAUGUCCCGGUCGGGAUUCAGUUAGCGCUUGCCAAUUUGGAUGAUAUGGCUGCUCAUCAGAUGAGCCCGCUUCGUGGCGGGGACCUCAUGUGGCUUUACAUCGUCCUCCUCAGCCUGUCCGAUCGUAUCGUCCGCGAGUUUUCAGAAAAUCCCAAACAUCGUGUUCGACAUGCCAUACUACUGGAGUAUUUGAUUCGUGUGCUCGAAUCUACUCAGGACGAUGAGAUUUUUAAAUGCAAGAAGCGCUUGCAAAGUCACCUGGAGAACAUGAAAGCCAGUCAAUGGAGCUAUCCGGAAUAUGUGGGUCACAGCAGUUCCGGUCGAGCGUUCCAUCUUUCUCAGAUCGUUCGGCAGAUCCAGAAGUACGGUAAGUCACUGAAUCGUUUUGUACUUUACCAUUUGAUCCAUAGAAACUCGGGACGAUUGUGCCAGUGGUUUUGUGUAUCACGCCUUAGCGGCUUAUUCUUUUUUGUCAGAAUGUGCGCGUGUAACCUGGAAUCGAGAGCAUAUUCGCGGUACAGAUUUACAGUUUGA